Exophiala spinifera is the source of this 2859-nucleotide messenger RNA. RefSeq lists its product as uncharacterized. The record is from RefSeq and is a predicted model, not a curated record. The transcript has 10 exons. Gene Ontology annotation, biological process: proteolysis. Lineage: Eukaryota; Fungi; Ascomycota; Eurotiomycetes; Chaetothyriales; Herpotrichiellaceae. The coding region runs from base 1 to 2859 and encodes 952 amino acids. Gene Ontology annotation, molecular function: serine-type endopeptidase activity.
AUGUCGUUGCUGUUCUCCGGGUUUUUGCCAGAUCCAGCGAGCCUCGCGAGAAUUUCAGACAGUAUCCUUGCCAGACUUGAGAAAUCUGCGGUCAAGGAGACCCAAACGUCCCAGUGGCUUCUCUCUUCACUCAGCCAGAGGCUCCGGUGCAUCAAUCAAGCACUCUCUAGACGUUCUAGGAAUGAGAGCGCUGACAGUGACUAUCUUCGGUUCCUCGAGGAGACGCUGAAGCUAUGUGAACAAUCACUAGCGGAGUUGAAUAACUUGACAAAGUCAUCGGUCCCCGUGGAUGGCGCUGCUGGCGAACCUGUCAGAAAUGCGAAACCCGAUGCGGGGGCGGGUGAGGCGAAUGCGAUGGAAGUUGGUACACAGCGGAUGAGGAACAUAACGCAGAAGCUACUUGACUAUACCAACACCCUGACACUGGCUUUACACUGGUUCGCUAUAGAGUGUGACGUAUCCCCGACGAUCAUCAGACAACUUCAAUCUCGACUCGAUGCAUCUUGCAAAUGGCUUUACGAUCGAGAAAUAUUGAAGCCAAUCAGACCGGUCUCUUCAAGUGCAAACCACGGAGUCACAUUUAGGCUUGAGGAGGCAGAAUGGAUGACCAGAACCUCAUUGCCUCCUCGGAGGACCUUUCAACUUGUGUGUCCACGAGCAAGUCUGCCCAAGGCAGAUAGCGCAGAAGGAAACCUCCAGUUUGUCUGCAGUUGCAACGCAGAUCAUAGCAGCUCAUUGCUCUACAAGGGUUCGAUCAGUUGCCACAACUAUAUGACUUUGCGCUCACAUGUGGCAGUCUUCAAAGAAAGACUGAUCCCCGUUGAGGAAACAGGAUCGGAUUCAGACCCAACUUGGGAGAUGCUCCUCCUAAAGCCAAAUGCUCUCGUCACAGUGCGCUUGUCAAACCUGCAGCCUACACAUUUUGCUCAGCUUGAAUCCCUGUCCAGUCGGUGGGCGGCACUGUUACUUAGAUCCGCUGAGAUCGACCGCAGCAGUGAGGUUUUAAAGGUGUCUGAAGACACGGUAUCAGUGCUGCGUGUGAAGGCGUAUAACUCCACGAUCUCUCUUAAUGUGAAGACAGCUGCUGUGCCAAAGCUAAGAACUCAGUCUGUCAAGUUCGUCUCUGGCGGAACUCCUCGCACGUACUUCAAUGUUCCUUGGAAGCUGGGUUAUUUACAGAUCUUCCAAUAUGCCUCAGUCUCAAAAGAGUUGUUGGAAGCCUCGGAAGACUCGCCGUGUACUUCGAUAUUUUUCGAUGAACCGCAUUUCUUCAUCUUUUUCAGCGAGCGGCAUCCAAUGUCUAAGACGGCAAAAACACAGCCUCUUGACAGGUUCAUGGUCCAGGGCAAAUCGCUGAACGUUGUCAUUACCGACGUUGACUGCAUCCAUGAAGGUCGUGCAACGACUCUCCAACGUUGUUCCGAAAUCCACUUCGAGUUCUGCGAUAAUAAAGAAGCCACAGUGUUUCUCCGCAAUAUCCAAAACAUGCAGAACAGAUUAUUGGAAAAAUCGCUCCAGAAGCCUCUUUGGGGAGAAACAGUUGUAUACCAACAUGCAUCUGAUAUCUUGCCAUCUGGCACCGCCAGGCUGCUAGGGGCACAUGCCAGCUUGGUGUACAAUCCGUCGGCGCCUAGGGCGAAGUACCGCCUCAUAGGGAUCCAGAAUGCAGAAACUUGGCCGGCGAGGAUUGAUCCCUCUCACUUCGUCUGGACAAUCUACCGCGCCGAUUCUGGACGAAUGGUGGUAAAUAGGCAGACAUGGGAGGAACUUGAAGAUAGCCCCAGGCCGCCAACAUCUCCGAGGCCAGUCCAUGGACCAGGGCCAGCGAUUUCCAGAAUAAAUGAAAUGUCGUCAGUGAAUUGGUUCGACGAGCUUGAAAAGGUAACUUUGGUGCUGAAAGCACCCAAAAAUCUGGCCGAAAAAGACACCCAGUAUAACCCGGUCAAGAUCGCCGUGAUAGACACCGGAUUCGACUCCAACCCUUCACACAAAGCGAGACGCCAGAUCAUUAAGUACAAGGACUUUGUGAUUGCGCCCAGGUCACCAGAUGGAAAGGGAAUCAAAGACAAGGCCAAUAUGGGGAACCCAGAUGAGCCUCUCGAUCCCAUGAAGGAUCUCACCGGUCAUGGGACGACUUCCGUCGAGCUCAUUCUCAAAGUCUACCGAGACGCAGCGUUGUAUGUCGCCCGAAUCUUCAAAUCAAACCAAGCAGACGAAGAGAUCGAGCCGUACCUGAUGGCUGAUGCAAUUGCUUGGGCUUCCAAGCACCAUGUCGACAUCAUCAGCAUUUCCGCCGGCUUCAAAAACGCACCGAAAGAGCUCUACGACGCGGUCGUCCGGGCCGCUACCAACAACGUUCUCAUCUUCGCGUCUGCGGCCAACUGGAGCUUUUCCAGCCCGGCGGCGUGGCCGGCGCGGAUACCCCAGGUCUUCGCCAUCUUCUCGACGGACGCGGGCUUCAAGAAUUCGCGGACGUACAACCCGCCGAGCAUCGCGAACGCGCACAACUUCGCCUUCCUAGGCGAGGACAUCCGCUCAUCUCCCGAGAAAGAGCCCGUCAACGGCACCUCGGCGUCAACUGCGAUUGCGGCCGGCUUUGCCGCGCGUAUCGUCGAUUUCGCCCGGCAGCCGGGGUGCCGUGGGGCAUUUGAGGACGUCGUCCAGCCGCGGUCGCACAUGGGCAUGACGGCCAUCUUCAAGGCGCUGGCGAACAUGGAUAGUGAGUACGAGUGCAUCCGUCCACUGAGGCUUCUUGAUCAAGCGAGAAAGAGAAACGAUCCGGACGAUAGGGCCCAGAACAGGGCCCGGGUACUUGAAUAUCUUGUCGGCAUCAUGGAAGGGGCUCUGGGAGCGGGAUGA